This is a messenger RNA of Epinephelus moara (kelp grouper), 933 nucleotides long. RefSeq lists its product as uncharacterized. Lineage: Eukaryota; Metazoa; Chordata; Actinopteri; Perciformes; Serranidae. The record is from RefSeq and is a predicted model, not a curated record. The transcript is spliced from 2 exons. The annotation marks the transcript as partial.
UGACGUGCUGACGUAUUGCGGUAAGCGAGUUGUGUCAUUUCCGGUGUUUCUGUGACAGCGUCUCUGUACUGCUCUGGUGAAUUCUACUAGCCUGCUUUCUGCUUUCUCACUUCAGUUGCUUUAACGUCUACUUCAAGUCUUAACCCACACUGGUUCUGUUUAAGCACUUACAGCUCUCCUCCUUUCUACGACUUUCUUGCUGAUCUCUUAGCUGUUGUUUGCGCGUUACUAGCCUUGGUAGCUACAUUAGCUUUACAGUUAGCGAUGGCUUCUCCCUCUGCUCUUUCUUGCUCGGUGUGCCAAAUGUUCAGUUAUGCCUCUGCCUCCUUUAGCGACAGUGGUAAUUGUAAUAAGUGUAGCUUAUUUGCUGCGUUGGAGGCGAGGCUUAGUGAAUUAGAAGCGCGGCUUGGCACCAUGGAAAGCCAUUCAGUAGCUGUGGUAGUUAGCCAGCCCCCUGUAGCCGGUGCGGAGCCACAUAGCAUAGCCUUAGCCUCUGCUAGCAGUCCUCCUGUAACGCCUGUUCAGCCGGGAGGUUGGGUAACCGUUCGCCAGAGGCAUAGCUCCAAGCCGAAGCCCACGGCUCACCACCAGCCUGUUCACGUUUCCAACCGCUUUUCCCAACUCAGCGACACACUCGCUGAGGAUAAAACUCUGGUUAUUGGCAGCUCUAUUCUGAGGAACAUGAAGUUAGCAACACCAUUAGCAACACCAGUUGCCAUAGUCAAAUGUAUCCCUGGGGCCAGAGCGGGCGACAUUGAAUCAAAUUUAAAACUGCUGGCUAAAGCUAAACGUAGAUUCAGUAAGAUUGUUAUUCACGUCGGCGGCAAUGACACCCGGUUACGCCAAUCGGAGGUCACUAAAAUUAAUAUUGCCUCGGUGUGUGAAUAUGCAAAAAUGAUGUCGGACUCCGUAGUUUUCUCUGGACCCCUCCCA